AUAAAUCUCCUCUCUUUCUCUCUUACUUACUUUCCAUAUUGUUGGUGUGCAGUGUAUGACCCUUUGUGUUUUUUGCUAAAUGAGGCCAGCCAUUGCCGUUAUAUUAUGGUUGGUACUACUAUCAUACGUUUAUGCAAUACAAGAAGAGGAAAGCGCUUUCAUCACUACUACGGCGGAAGCAACACCGGCCCUUGACCUGAUAAAGCGUCUUCAACUGCCGGACACCUACACCGACAAUACACCCUACAGGGGACUCGAUUUUACUUCCACCAACGUCACUGUUCCUUUACGUACCCAACGCGACAUUGGCCUCAAUGUUACUAUUGAUCGUUGGCUUUGGCCUGCCAUUGACCUCAAAGGCGCAUAUUUCGGCAAUGACUAUUCUGCACAAAAACUAAGUCAUGUCGAAGAAGUAAUGUACAUGGGUUACCGACGAUUGGUCGUGGACCUGUAUUGGGAUCCAGAUAGGCGUACUUGGCAGCUUUGUCCAAUCAAGCUACCUUCGUCAGCAUUUUCAAAACGUUCCAACAACGAGCAUGCCAGCACCAAUACUACUAAUGGAAUGUCUUCUUCCACGACACCGAUUGGAGCAGCAGCAGCAACAAGAAAAGACAACAACAGUGCAGCAAAGCAACAUGAAGCAAGUACAUUCGGUCACUUUGUGAACAAACUUGUGCCCAUUUCAACGGAAGACGUCGAUGUCGGACAAUACAAGUGUGCGCCCUGGUACACGUUUCGGCAUUUUAUGGAUUCAGUCAACCAUUAUUUACAAGCAACGGACUUGUCGACGCUACCAUCUGAGACAAAUUUAAUGUUCCUUAUACUCAACUUGCAUCAAUUCGACAGCAGCAGCAGCAGCAACGAUGGGGGAAGUGACGAUGCCAGUAGUCUACGUGAUGUCAUUCGGUCUGCAGUAGUAGGCACCGACCGUAACACUUCACGGCUCUACACACCCAAUGAUUUGAUCCGCGACCGAAGUAACCUAACAGCUUCAUUUGGCGUCCAGGGCACGCCCUAUUACGAACCCUCCAUUGACCCAGAGACGGGAGCAUUAACAAGCGCAACUGCAUGGCCGACACUCAUCUACCUUAUUCAACGAGAUAUCCAGUUACUCGUUGGAUUCGGCUAUAAUGAUCUUCCGAGUAACACCAACUACGACGUCGCCCGUGAUCAAGAUACGCUUUUCAAUGCAACACAACUGGGUGCCGGAUGGUACAUGAACGAGGUCAAUUUGACGGACAUGGAUGCAAUGGGCUGGGCCAAUUGCGCACGGCCUGCAAAUAAUACAUUUGUCUUGCCAACAGGCAAUGAAACUACCGUAUCCCCUUCACAUCCUGGCCCCAGUGACACUCUACUAUCGUGGUCUUGGGCUUAUAUGAACGAUCGUUAUAAUGAUACCCGAUUCACAUACAACAAGACACUAGAAGCUGUGCAAUGCGGGUACUCCCCUUACUUUACCAAUCAUAAUUAUACAGACGAUAAUGCAGGAUAUUCUGUCAAUGACACGACCCAUCUCGCCGACAACAUACUUGGUACCAUUUGGUCAUGGGACGUCGGUGAGCCAAAGAUAAACAACAACCCACAUUGUGCCAUGAUUCAACGUUCGAAUGGUCGAUGGAAAGCAGGCGAUUGUACCGAACUACUUCGCGUAGCUUGUCGUCAACAGAAUGAUCCCAACAAGUGGAUGCUUACAUCGACCUACGUUUCCUACGAUCGUGCAUUUUCUGCAUGCCCGGACGACUAUGUGUUUGACUGUCCACGCAUACCACAGCAGAACCGUAUGCUCUAUGACGUGCUUACACAAGAUCUCAUGCAGAACGGCCCCCAAGACAGCGACAUAAAGGAUCCUACGCACCAUGUAUUUUGGAUCAAUUUGAAUUCGGGAAACAGCGGCAGUUGUUGGGUCGUUGGUCUAUUUUCAAAGUGUUGGUGGCUUAAUGAUAAUGCAAGCUAUUUCCAACGAUUGAUUCGAACAUCUGCUGUCGCUGGUGUUAUAGUCUUGAUCCUAUUUGGAAUCUUUGCCUGGAUCAAAUGUGCUCGUUGGUGGCGUAACCGUAAAGCACGGAUCCGUAAACACUUUAUCAAAGAUCUGCUGGCCAGACGUGAAUAUGUUACCGUACCCGCUUAAUUUUACAUAACACUCCAUCCCACUUUGCAAUUAGAACAAAACCUUCUUUAGAUUUCCUCUUUCACUAUAUGUACAACAUAACGCAUGCAUAUAAUGUAAUAAUAAGAAAGUCAUACACAGUACAACA
Messenger RNA from Zychaea mexicana, 2255 nucleotides. RefSeq lists its product as uncharacterized. The transcript has 5 exons. NCBI's taxonomy places the organism in Eukaryota, Fungi, Mucoromycota, Mucoromycetes, Mucorales, Lichtheimiaceae. The coding region runs from base 80 to 2128 and encodes 682 amino acids. The record is from RefSeq and is a predicted model, not a curated record.